UUCUAGAAAGACUAGGCAGGUUUGCCUUUCCAAACACAAAUACACACGUCCUUCAUUUAGUGGGUGGGCUGUCUGUCGGUCUACCUCAGUCAAAAUUGCUGAAAUCUAAGCUGUUAUGCACACCAUUGUGCUACUGGUGUUGUGGGUACUGGGGACAUCACUGGUGUUGCCAGACCCUGACACAGGGGGAGAGAAACUUACUGAGGAGCCCAUUCCCUGUUCCAAGGGCUGCACCUGUCUGCAUGACGACUACAGUCUAGAGCUCAAUGUAUACUGCAGUGCACGCAACUACACCCAGGCCCCCUCUGACGUGCCUGUCUCCACUCGCUCUCUCUGGCUGGAUGGAAACCUGUUCACCACUCUGACUGCCACUGCCUUCAAGGAUCUCAGCAACUUGGAUUUUCUGAAUCUACAGAGCGGUCAGCUGGUGUCCCUUGACUCCCAGGUGUUCCGAGGGCUUAAGUCGCUAGCUCACAUCCACCUGGAGCGCAACCGCAUCCGUUCUUUGCCGGGCACCAUCUUCCAGAACACGCCUAACCUCGCCUCGCUUAGUCUCCAUAACAACCAACUGUCCCGUAUUGAGGAAAAGCUGUUUGCUGGCCUCUCACAUAUGUGGCUUCUCAACUUGGGGUGGAACUCAUUAGCAGUGUUGCCUGAGACUGGGUUCCAUGACCUGCAUGGCCUGAGGGAGCUGGUGCUGGCUGGGAAUAAGCUAGCUUACUUACAGCCACAACUCUUCCAAGGUCUUACCGAGCUGAAGGAGUUGGACCUCACCGGAAAUUACCUGAAGGUCAUUAAGGCUAAUGUGUUUAUGAAGCUCCCCAAACUGCAAAAGCUUUACCUGGCCCAGAACCAGAUAGUCACGGUGGUACCCAGAGCCUUUGUGGGUAUGAAGUCCCUCAGAUGGCUGGAUCUCACAAACAAUAAACUAUCAGCGCUCCAUGAUGAGACUUUCCUUGGUCUGCACAGCCUCCAUGUGCUGCGGCUCUCCAACAACUCCAUCAGUGGACUUAGGCCCAGGACUUUCCGUGACUUGCAGUACCUUGAGGAACUGCGUCUGAGCUACAACCGGAUCCAGGCCUUGGAGGACAGGAUCUUUGAGGGGCUUGGGCACCUGGAGGUUCUGGAGCUGGAGCACAACCAGGUGCAGGAGGCCCGGAUGGGCACCUUCAUGGGCCUCUCUCACCUGGCUGUCAUUAACCUGUCUGGCAGCUGUUUCCGCAGUCUUCCAGACCAAGUGUUCAAAGGUCUCUCCAAGCUCCACAGUCUUCACCUGGAUAAGGGCUGUUUAACCAGGGUCACGACCCAAGCUUUCAUUGGACUAUCAGGUCUGCGACGUCUCUUCCUCCAAAACAACAACAUCUCUGUGGUGGAGCGCCAGAGCUUCGUGGAACUCUUGGGCUUACAACAGCUAGAUCUGAGGUUCAACAAGCUUGAGGCCCUAACCUCCCACACCUUCUACGGCCUGAAGAACCUGGACUAUCUGCUGCUGUCAGGCAACCUGUUCCGUCAGCUCCCCCCUGAGGCCCUCAUGCCCUUGAAGCAUCUCUCGUGGCUGGACCUCUCAGCUAACAGGCUGGAGAUCCUGCACAAUGGUACCAUGCAGCUGCUGCCCAGGUUACGCUAUCUAAACCUGAAAGAUAAUGCUCUUAGCAGCAUUCCACCAGAUAUCCCAGAAACUCUACACCAACUGUGGCUGACAGGGAACCGUUGGAAGUGUGACUGCAGUGUCCUUCCCCUCAGAGAAUACAGCUUGAGGAGACCACAGACGGUGCCCCGGCAAGUGGAAACUCUGGCUGAGGGAGAGGAACCCCACACUGUUGUCACCAUCUACAACAAUAUAACAUGCAACAGCCCUCCAGGCUUGGUUGGCCAUGACCUGAGGGAUAUCAGCAACGAACAUUUCAAUAACUGCUGAGGGAAGGAUCUAUGGGGUCAAAGACGCCAGACAUUUGGAAUACAAUCAUUUCAAAAUAAUUGUUAUUAGCCUACAAUUUUCCCUGUACAUUCAAUGAUUUAGCCUAUAUGAAUUAAUUCUCAAAAUAUGUAGGCCUAAUGUACCAAAUUAUUUUUGCUACUGUGGUAAUUAGGCCCUACAUGUUGCAAGUAUGUAGCUUUUGCAUCAUACACUUUUAGUUAGUUUCAUAUUACAUUAAAUGUUCAUUAAAUCAUUACACAAACAAAUUGCAAGUAAGCCUACUAGAAUACACAGUGUACAUUACAUUUAGCUUUUAGGAAAUGUUUCGAAGCAGUCCACUUUUAAAUGGGUGACUAUUAAACUCAUCCGUUGAAUAAACACAAGUCAUGUUUG
Coregonus clupeaformis (lake whitefish) is the source of this 2311-nucleotide messenger RNA. Its product is annotated as insulin-like growth factor-binding protein complex acid labile subunit. Bases 116 to 1918 code for a protein of 600 amino acids. Gene Ontology annotation, cellular component: plasma membrane. The record is from RefSeq and is a predicted model, not a curated record. NCBI's taxonomy places the organism in Eukaryota, Metazoa, Chordata, Actinopteri, Salmoniformes, Salmonidae. The transcript has 2 exons. Gene Ontology annotation, molecular function: protein binding.